AUGGACGCAUCAUGUCUGCUUCCGGAGCAAAUACCGCUUCCUCCCAGUCCAACGGAGCCUGCUGGCCACAGUAACGAUGUUGCGACCGAAGUCAAACAACACCCCCAGAAGCUCGAGGACGUCACGAUAAACUCGUCGCUAUCCCUACCCAUUCAACAACCUCUUCGGGACCGAUCUCCAUUUUCGCGGACUCACUUCCGUUCUCGAUCCCUGGCUGGCCCUCCGGGCGCUCCUAUGACUCGUGCACACUCGACCCCAGGGCCCGACUCGCGCGGCCGGUACAUCUUUAUCACCAGUCCUGCGAAGCCACCUAGUCCUCUAGAUCUCUCCAAACGGAGACACAGCCCACUGCGGAUGAACUUCGAGGAGAGUGGAUAUCCCAGCAUGGCAUCUUUGAAUGUGUCGGAGACCAUAUCAGAACACGCAGAGCUCGAUAGUCGCUCCAGAUCCAGCGGUUCUGACUUGGAUACUCAAGCCAAUUCUCCUACCUUCCUCACGACCAUGCAUCAUACCUUCCCGCGAGCUGCCCGUCGACGGCCAUCCUCUCCUCUAUUUCCACCUGCGAUCAACACCAGUGGUCCAUACACGAGCAGCCCGGUGCCGACACAGUCCUCUCCAGUCACAUUAGGAGCCAAAUACAACGAGGCCUUUCCGAGUUAUUCGACCUCGUCAGGAUCAUCCGUCCCGUCAACUCCCACGAGCAUACGCUCCCGUAGCCCGAGCAUUUCUUCUCUGGAAACGAUCCCUGACAUACCCGACGCGGAAGCAGCUGCCACGGAAGCUGACCGCAUUGACAGUCUGAAAGCUGCCAAUGACAGAGCUGAUACAACUGCCGACACAACCAGGCUGCGCGGGUGGCCCGAUACCUCGGGGUCUUCUAACGGCGUAGGUAACAUGCGCACCGGGUUAGGAGGCUACGGCGUGAGGACCGAUAAACGGAAGCGUUGGAGUGUCUGUGGAGCAGAAAGACGACAAGAUCUCGAUCUGGAGACUAUCUGGGAAGAUUAA
Paecilomyces variotii is the source of this 1008-nucleotide messenger RNA. RefSeq lists its product as hypothetical. Lineage: Eukaryota; Fungi; Ascomycota; Eurotiomycetes; Eurotiales; Thermoascaceae. The transcript has a single exon. The record is from RefSeq and is a predicted model, not a curated record. The coding region runs from base 1 to 1008 and encodes 335 amino acids.